ACGGGCCCGGGGCGGGGGACGGGGGUGUCCCUUGCUGUCCCCAUGCGGCAGGUUUCUCCAGUGCAGCACGGCGUGGCGCUGCCAGCCCCGCUCGGUGACCGUGUCCCCGCACGCUUAUUUGCACAGCGCGCACAGCGCUUGGGUUCGAACAGCGACCUUGUAAACUGGGCACCGCCCUCCCCGCGUUACCGGUGGGGACACGGGCUUGGAGAGUGAGUGAGUCGCCCUUAGUGGCAGAGGGUGCGAGAGCGCCACAGUUCUAACCUGGGUUUUCCGAGACCACCCUGCGGCCCCAGCCCUGGAUCACAUUACACAGGAUUACUAGUUCAUUGUUAAUGUCAGCUGUUGUUUUGGCCAACAGCUUCAUGCCCCUAGGAAUGGCAGCCCCAACCAUGAAGGAAAGGCAGGCUUGCUGGGGUGCCCGGGACGAGUACUGGAAGUGUUUAGAUGAGAACACAGAGGAUGCUUCUCAAUGCAAGAAGUUAAGAAGCUCAUUUGAAUCAAGUUGUCCCCAACAGUGGGUAAAAUAUUUUGAUAAAAGAAGAGACUUCUUAAAAUUUAAAGAAGAAUUCGAAGCAGGAAAACCCCAGCCUUUAGGAAGAACUGCAAAAUCCUAAGCUGUUUCUGAACUUUUCAAAGUGGUUGAAACUACUCUUUCUGGACAUUCAAAGAGCUCUGCUGACUGUGGGACAAUAGUUUGAAUCAUGGUAAACUCAGUACUUGUUCCCUGUACACAACACUUAAUAACUGAAAGGAUCAUGGAAUAGAAGAUCCAUGAAGAAUUGAAAUAAAAUGAUAUUAAAUAUGCUUACUUUUAAUUUAGUAAAAAAUCUACAUUU
Messenger RNA from Lemur catta (Ring-tailed lemur), 839 nucleotides. Its product is annotated as cytochrome c oxidase assembly factor 6 homolog. The transcript has 3 exons. The record is from RefSeq and is a predicted model, not a curated record. The coding region runs from base 336 to 617 and encodes 93 amino acids. Gene Ontology annotation, biological process: respiratory chain complex IV assembly. Gene Ontology annotation, cellular component: respiratory chain complex IV; mitochondrion. NCBI's taxonomy places the organism in Eukaryota, Metazoa, Chordata, Mammalia, Primates, Lemuridae.